AUGGCUUCAAUAGAUGCUCUUCUAGACACAGAAGCUGAUGAUGCAACUGGUGGUCUUUGGACUUCAUUCCGUGCCCUGAGAGACUAUGGGUACCUCAACACGUACGUGACUCGAGGAAGAGAACUUGUAGAAGAUGAAGUUGUAGCACAAAUUCAGGGAAAUGUGUUUGUUGUAAGCCUGGCAGUUGCAGACUUGGUUGUAGCUAUCUACCCAUAUCCACUGGUCCUCACAUCUGUGUUUCACAACGGAUGGAAACUGGGAUACCUACACUGCCAGAUUAGUGGCUUCUUGAUGGGCCUAAGUGUCAUUGGAUCAAUCUUCAAUAUUACAGGCAUCGCUAUCAAUCGGUACUGCUAUAUCUGCCACAGUCUCAAAUAUGACAAGCUGUACAGCGACAAGAAUUCUUUGUGCUAUGUUGUUCUUAUAUGGGUCCUAACAUUUGUUGCUAUCGUGCCCAACCUGUUUGUGGGAUCGCUGCAGUAUGACCCCAGGAUUUACUCAUGUACAUUUGCACAGUCUGUGAGCUCAGCGUAUACAAUAGCAGUUGUGUUUUUCCAUUUCCUGCUUCCCAUAGCUGUAGUUACUUUCUGUUACUUGAGAAUAUGGAUCCUUGUUAUUCAGGUAAGGCGAAGGGUUAAACCAGAUAACAAACCCAGGCUGAAACCACAUGACUUCAGAAACUUUGUAACCAUGUUUGUGGUAUUUGUACUGUUUGCAGUCUGCUGGGCUCCUUUGAACUUCAUAGGCCUUGCUGUAGCUGUCAACCCAAAAACUGUAAUCCCUAAGAUUCCAGAAUGGUUGUUUGUAUCUAGUUAUUAUAUGGCAUAUUUCAACAGUUGCCUUAAUGCUAUAGUCUAUGGACUCCUGAACCAGAACUUCAGAAGGGAAUACAAGAGAAUUGUUGUCACCUUUUGUACAGCAAAAGUUUUUUUCCAGGAUAGUUCUAAUGAUGCAGGAGACAGAAUGAGAAGUAAACCUUCUCCACUGAUUACAAACAACAAUCAAGUGAAGGUGGACUCAGUCUGA
Messenger RNA from Acanthisitta chloris (rifleman), 1026 nucleotides. Its product is annotated as melatonin receptor type 1A-like. The record is from RefSeq and is a predicted model, not a curated record. Gene Ontology annotation, molecular function: melatonin receptor activity. The coding region runs from base 1 to 1026 and encodes 341 amino acids. Gene Ontology annotation, cellular component: membrane. NCBI's taxonomy places the organism in Eukaryota, Metazoa, Chordata, Aves, Passeriformes, Acanthisittidae. Gene Ontology annotation, biological process: G protein-coupled receptor signaling pathway. The transcript is spliced from 3 exons.